This is a messenger RNA of Caenorhabditis briggsae, 828 nucleotides long. Bases 1 to 828 code for a protein of 275 amino acids. Lineage: Eukaryota; Metazoa; Nematoda; Chromadorea; Rhabditida; Rhabditidae. The transcript is spliced from 2 exons. The record is from RefSeq and is a predicted model, not a curated record.
AUGACUACGGCUGAACCACCUCCACCACCUCCACCCGCUCCAGAGCCGCUUCAGAAGAAAGUGGAGAUGACUCCAGGGUUACUAAAUAAUCCAAAGAGCAAGGCGGAAAAAGUUGAAGCUCCAAAAGCAUCAGAUGGCCAAGAAGUGAAGAAGGGUGAAGAAGGAAAAGAGAAGAAAGAGAAGGAACAAGAGAAGAAAUCAGAGAAGACGGAUGAUAAGAAAUCCAAAAAAGAAGGGGAGAAAUCCAAAAAGACUACUACUGAAGAGGGAAAAGAAAAAGGAGGAAAGAAUGAAAAGAAGAAGAAGGAAGAACCAAAGAAAGUGGAUCCAAAGGGGAAGGAUGCAUUCAAAAAACCAGAGGAUGAGAAUGCUGUUGUUCCUAAAAAAGAUCCAAAUUAUCAGACAUUGUGUGGUCUGAAUAACGAUCUAUUCGGACCAGAUAAAAAUCCGAAGAAACAGUUUAAAGCUCCAACAAAGGUUGAGAAGGCUGAUGUUAAAGAUCCCCAAUACGAAACACUGAACGGACUCGGAGAAGAUCUUUUCAAGGACGAAAAGAAGGAUGAUGAUGGAAAGAAGAAGGAAUUCAAACCUCCAGAGAAAGUGGCGAAAGCAGACGCAAAGGACCCUCAAUAUGAAACGUUGAAUGAGGUGGACAAGGGAAUUUUUAAUAAUAAUAAUGAGGAGAAGAAGUCGAAAAAGGAAGAAGUAGAGAAGAAAAAGGACGGGGAAAAGAAGGAGGAGAAAGAAGAGAAAAAGGAAGAGAAGGAUGAAGAGAAGAAAGAGGAUAAAAAGGAGGAAAAGGUGAAGAGUGAGGAGAAGAAGAACUGA